AUGACACAGAUACUGUCCGGGCAUGGGUGCUUUGGGCGAUAUCUGUGUCAUAUCGCGCGCAGGGAGCCGACGGAGGAGUGCCAUGCCUGUGGAGCGGACCAGGACACGGCGGAGCAUACGCUGGAGGAGUGCCCAGCGUAUGCCGAUGAGCGUCGUGUCUUGUCCGCGGUAGUGGGGACCGAUCUCUCGCUGCCCGCCGUAGUCCGGCAGAUGGUGAGCAGUGAGAGAUCGUGGGAAGCAAUGCUCGUCUUCUGCGAUGCCGUCAUGUCGAAGAAGGAGGCGGCGGAAAGGGAGCGGGAGAGUGCCACUCUCGCACCGUCAAUCCGCCGCAGACGAGUCAGACGCAGAAGAAGGGGCGUGCCCAGUUCCGCCCCUCCUCCUUACCCACUGGGGCCGGGGUGA
Messenger RNA from Galleria mellonella (greater wax moth), 402 nucleotides. RefSeq lists its product as uncharacterized. The record is from RefSeq and is a predicted model, not a curated record. Lineage: Eukaryota; Metazoa; Arthropoda; Insecta; Lepidoptera; Pyralidae. The transcript has a single exon. The coding region runs from base 1 to 402 and encodes 133 amino acids.